This is a messenger RNA of Polypterus senegalus (gray bichir), 1817 nucleotides long. RefSeq names its product chloride intracellular channel protein 5-like. The record is from RefSeq and is a predicted model, not a curated record. The coding region runs from base 31 to 1371 and encodes 446 amino acids. NCBI's taxonomy places the organism in Eukaryota, Metazoa, Chordata, Cladistia, Polypteriformes, Polypteridae. The transcript has 6 exons.
UUAGUAAGCAGCAGCAACAGCAGCAGCAGCAUGGACAGCAGUCACUGCCCAGAAAACAAGCCUGGGGUCACGGGCGACGAGCGCCAGGUUAGCGACCACGAGUACAUUGAUACACGGCACAGCCCUCAGAUGAACGGAGACGGGGACGCCUGGGCUAAUUCUGCGAUUCCAGAAGACACGAUUGUGGAAGAAAAGUCCAGAAGCAGGUGUGCCGGGGACCAGGCUGAGAAGGACGAUGAUGCGCUCUUUAGUUCUAAAGAACUGGCAGACAAGGUGGCGCUGGAUGACGCGGUUGCAGAUGAAGUGUUAAGUACAGCGUACAUAGCGACAAAUGAAGUGUCCAGUCCCACGGAAUCAGAUGAAGUGUCCAGUCCCAGGUUCAUGGAAUCCGAUGAAGUGUCCAGUCCAACUUUUAUGGAAUCAGAUGAAGUAUCAAGCCCCUCUUUCAUGGACAAAGACGAACGAUCCAGUUACACGUACCUAGGGGACGACGAGGUGACCAGUCCAACUGAGAUGGGUGAGGAUAACGCGACUUCGGAAAUGCUUAUGGCGUUCAAACUACCUAAAAGCAGGACCUACGGGGUCGCAACACCCAAAGAAGGCUUGGCAACCAUUAACGGUGACAACGUGGACGGGGACGUGGUGGACCGUGACGGAAUGGACAUCACCCUCUUCGUCAAGGCUGGCAGUGAUGGCGAAAGCAUUGGAAACUGUCCAUUCUCUCAGCGCCUCUUUAUGAUUCUCUGGCUCAAGGGAGUCGUCUUCAACGUUACCACAGUGGACCUGAAAAGGAAACCUGCUGACCUCCACAACUUGGCCCCUGGGACUCACCCCCCAUUCCUUACCUUCAAUGGAGAAGUCAAGACAGAUGUCAACAAAAUAGAGGAGUUUCUGGAAGAAGUCCUUGCACCCCCAAAGUACCCUAAGCUUGCAGCUAAAAAUCGGGAGUCCAACACUGCCGGCAAUGACAUUUUUGCUAAGUUCUCGGCCUACAUUAAGAACACAAAGCCAGAGGCUAAUGAAGGUCUGGAAAAUACCCUGACAAAGGCCUUGAAGAAGCUGGACACCUACCUGUACACUCCCCAGCCUGACGAGGUGGACUCUGACAGUGUUGAAAAUGUGACCGUGUCAAAACGCAGGUUUCUGGACGGGGAUGAGCUGACACUCGCCGACUGUAACCUCCUGCCAAAGCUUCACAUCGUAAAGAUUGUUGCAAAAAAGUACCGUAACUAUGAGAUCCCAACAGAGCUGACGGGCAUUUGGCGCUACCUGAAGAGCGCGUACGAGCGAGACGAGUUCACCAACACGUGUGCGGCAGACAAGGAGAUUGAGCUGGCAUACCUGGAUGUGGCAAAGAGGCUGGUGAAGUAAUGAUCCCGGGAGACCAGAGGCUGGCGGUUCCCCUCUCUGCUCUGCCAGGCCGGCUGCUGGGUCCUUCUCCACCUUCAAAAGUGUUUUGAAGUAUUUUGUGAUCUUGUCUUUGGCACCAUUUAAUAAUUUAGACUUGCCACAAUGACGGCCUUAAUGGAAAGAUUGUACACUUUAAUCUGUCUGUGUUUUUAAUUUUGGGAUGAUGCUGGGUGGCCUCCCACCCGGAAGAACAAAACAAAAAGGGGUGCCACAUUUAGUUCAUGAUUUCUAUUUUUUAAUAGAUAUGUUUAUUUUAUUUUUUUUUUUAUUGCUCUGUGGCAUUCACCGUAUCCUCAUAAGAGACCACAGGUUGAGGCCGAGGGUUUAUUGCGAAUGUGAAUACCAAUGUAAAAUUUAAACACAAUUAAUAUAUUUUAUUGUAUGAAAUAAAUAAGGAACACAAACAA